This is a messenger RNA of Malassezia globosa CBS 7966, 1131 nucleotides long. RefSeq lists its product as uncharacterized. Lineage: Eukaryota; Fungi; Basidiomycota; Malasseziomycetes; Malasseziales; Malasseziaceae. The transcript has a single exon. Gene Ontology annotation, molecular function: cysteine-type deubiquitinase activity. The record is from RefSeq and is a predicted model, not a curated record. Gene Ontology annotation, biological process: protein deubiquitination. Bases 1 to 1131 code for a protein of 376 amino acids.
AUGAACGUAGUGAUCCAGGCGUUGGCACAUGUACCGCCAUUGCGCAAUUAUUUUCUCCAGAGCGGCAAUGGCGAUGCAUCUGCGUCCGCCUCCGAUACGCUCCCGCAAAGUACAGAGCUUGUUCGCCGCUUUGCGACACUCAUCCGGCGUCUUUGGAAUCCACGUGCCUUCAAGAGCCAAGUGUCGCCCCAUGAGUUUUUGCAAGAAGUGACUGAAGCUAGUCAAGGCCGAUUCCGUCUCACAGAGCCGUGUGACCCGGUGGAAUUCUUGGGCUGGCUUCUGAAUCGCCUGCACAUGGACUUGGUAGGAAGUGGCUCGAAAGCGCGCAAACAGCCAUCGAUCAUCACUGAAUGUUUUCGAGGAGCGUUGCGCCUCGAGUCACAAAAAGUCAUUGUGCGUACGGGCUUGGAAGACGACGACGAUCUUGUUGUCGAUAAACUUGACCAUGACGGCCGUCGUGCCGGCGGUCAGCAGGACGAGUUUGGACACGCCAAAUUCAAUAUCGACAAGGCUAUCAAAGUCGACCAAGUCCCCUUUUUGCUCCUGGCUAUUGAUCUUCCUCCACUCCCAGUGUUUCAGGACGUCGUUGCUGACAAUAUCAUUCCUCAGGUGCCUAUUGCACACCUACUAGCCAAGUACGAUGGCACGACAAUCCAAGAGUCACAUGGCCUUAUCCGACGGCACAAGAUCACACGCUUGCCGCCAUAUCUCAUCAUUCAUUUUCGUCGAUUUACUCACAACCGAUUUGUUGACGAGCGCAAUACCACCAUCGUGAAUUUCCCGCCAGUGGGGCUGCAACUCCAGGACUACGUUGAUGCACCGGAGCUAAACGAAAGCCCUAGGCUCGGCUCCGUGUACAAUCUACUCGCAAAUAUCACACACGAGGCUACCGCCGGCACUGUGCGAGACCAAAGCGUAUGGCGUGCCCAAGUCCACACGCGUGCACAAAGAGAGCAAUGGUUCCAAAUGCAGGACUUGAUUGUCGAGCCUGUGAAUCGACAGAUGCUUUUCUUGGGCGAAUCCUAUGUGCAGAUUUGGGAACGUGUGCAUGCGGCUGAAGACAUGGCCGACUCUUUCACCUCUUUGCCAGCUCCACAGCCACCUAAGCGGGAGCAGCGCGCAGCGGCAUAG